ACAAUGGCAGCAAGGAAUUUCAUCCAUAACGCUUAAAAACAUUCAAAAAGCAGAGUGGAAUAUGGUUGACCAAACCCCGCUAUUAUAUAUAUAUAUAUAUAUAUAGGAAAGAAAACAGUGAAAGCUUGGGGAUUUUAGAAAUUUUGUUGAGAGAGAGAGAGAGAGAGAGAGGGAAUAAAUUUUGUAAGAACAAAGAGAACCAUUAACAAUGGCAGUAGCUGGUUUUUAUCGCAGAGUGCUUCCUUCUCCUCCGGCGAUUGAGUUCGCUUCCCCUGAAGGCAAGUGUCUCUUCACUGAAGCUCUUGCAGAUGGAACCAUGGAAGGGUUUUUCAAGCUCAUCUCUUACUACCAGACACAAUCGGAGCCUGCCUAUUGUGGGCUUGCCACACUUGCUGUGGUUCUCAAUGCUCUUGCUAUUGAUCCCGGAAGGAAAUGGAAAGGACCUUGGAGAUGGUUUGAUGAUUCAAUGCUUGAUUGCUGUGAGCCUUUGGCAAAGAUCAAAGCUGAAGGGAUUACAUUUGGCAAAGUGGCCUGUUUGGCGCAUUGCAAUGGAGCUAAAGUCGAUGCUUUCAGGACCAGCGAAAGCACAGUUGAUCAUUUCCGCAAAGUUGUAAUUUCGUGUACUUCUACUGAGGAUUGUCAUGCAAUCACAUCGUACCAUAGAGGUGUUUUUAAGCAGACUGGAACUGGACAUUUUUCGCCAAUUGGGGGCUAUCAUGCUGGAAGAGAUAUGGUUCUCAUUUUGGAUGUUGCCCGAUUUAAAUAUCCUCCUCAUUGGGUUCCUCUUACACUUCUUUGGGAUGCCAUGGACAUCAUUGAUGAAGCAACAGGGCACCGUAGAGGGUACAUGAUUAUAUCAAAGCUUCAUCGAGCUCCAUCUAUUCUCUAUACAGUGAAUUGUAGACAUAAAGGUUGGAACAGUGUUGCAAAGUACUUAGUAGAAGACGUCCCUCUCAAUUUGGAGCUAGAGGAUGUAAAAGAUGUUCGAGAAGUACUUUCUUUAGUUUUUAGAUCACCACCUGCUGAUUUGAGAGAAUUCAUCAAAUGGGUUGCAGAAGUUCGGAGACAAGAGGAUGGCAGUUUAAUUUUGAGUGAAGAGGAGAAAGGAAGGCUAGCUUUAAAGGAAGAGGUAUUGAAACUAGUUAGAGACACUCAACUCUUCAAAUUUGUAUCCGAAUGGUUGACUUCCGGAAGCUAUCUUUGUGAAGACAUUAAAUCGCUUAAUGAUGAUAACACAUUACCUGAAAUUGCUGCAAAUGUUUGUUGUCAAGGAGCUCAAGUUUUGGCCGGAAACCAUGGUGCAGUGAAUAAUGCAUGCUGUAGACUAACUAAUGUAAAAGUCUUAAAGGGCAACGAUGAAAAGCCUGUUACAGUUGUAUCUGGGACUGUAACGACAAAUGGCAGUGAACAAGGGGUCGACAUACUGGUACCAUCAUGUGGAACAAUACCUAGCAGUUUGUGUGCCUUUGAGCAAGGUAGUUGCAUAGGUAUGCAUCCAUCCACAGGUGAUGUUCUGACAGUACUUGUAUUGGCCCUGCCUCAACACACAUGGUCUGGCAUUAAAGAAGAGAAGCUUCAAGCAGAAAUUCUAAACCUUGUAUCAGCUGAAAGUCUACCCAGCUUGCUUAAAGAGGAGGUUCUUUACUUGCGUCAGCAGAUCCAUUUCCUCAUGACAGAUCUUGGAGAUCAUGCAUGCCCAUCUAGAUGAUAUUUUCAAGCGGCAUAUGAAAAUCAAAUGUGAAGUAGAUAGUACGUACAAGGUGAUUUUUUGCAGAACAAUCAUUCUGUAUACAUGGAGGACAAUAAGUUGGUGACUCAAAUAUAACACGAAAUGGCGACUAUCAUAACAAAAAAUUAUCAUUUCUUAUACCUGUUAGAAUUCAUGAUUAAAAAAUAGUUGUAGAUAAUGCAAAAAGCUAGAAUUUCAGUGCAUCAGAUAUAAUGGGAAAAAAUCAAAUGACGUUGUACUCUUUUAACAGCAAAAAAUUGUGUGGAACCGGGACCUGAUGGUCCCAGAUACAAAUAUCUGUGGGUUCCAAGUGUUGGAUCUACAUUAUGUAAUUUUUUUUUUUUAAUUUUUAAUUUUAAUUUUUUUUUGUUGGUGAA
Molecule: messenger RNA, 2106 nt
Organism: Ziziphus jujuba (common jujube)
Lineage: Eukaryota; Viridiplantae; Streptophyta; Magnoliopsida; Rosales; Rhamnaceae
Product: glutathione gamma-glutamylcysteinyltransferase 3
Exons: 8
Coding region: 209-1708 (499 amino acids)
Biological process (GO): cellular detoxification of cadmium ion; detoxification of copper ion; response to metal ion
Molecular function (GO): metal ion binding; glutathione gamma-glutamylcysteinyltransferase activity
Source: RefSeq, a predicted model, not a curated record